UGUAAUCUUAUUUAUCUAUACUUAGUAUUUUAUAAAUAACCAAAAUAAUGUUGACUACUAAGAUUAAUAGAGUUGCUGCAAGAGCUGCAUUUUACUCCAUCAGGGCCUACUCAUCCCUUCCUCUUUCGGUUACUAUUAACCUCCCAAACGGUACCUCUUAUGAACAACCAACUGGUCUUUUCAUUAACAACGAGUUUGUGAUUCCUAAGCAAAAGAAGACUUUCGAAGUUCUUUCCCCAUCUACCGAAGAAGAAAUCACCCACGUUUAUGAAGCCAGAGAAGAAGAUAUCGAUGCUGCUGUCGAUGCCGCUCAAACUGCAUUCAACUCUGACUGGUCUCACGGUGAACCAGCUCACAGAGUUGCUGUUCUUAACAAGUUGGCUGACUUGAUUGAAGCCAACGCCGAAACUUUGGCUCACAUUGAAAGUUUGGACAAUGGUAAGUCUUUGAUUUGUUCCAGAGGUGAUGUUGCAUUAUCUGCCCAAUGUAUCAGAUCUGCCGCUGGUUGGGCUGACAAGGUUGAUGGUUCCGUUGUUGAAACUGGUUCCUCUCACUUUAACUACACCAGAAGAGAACCUCUUGGUGUUUGUGGUCAAAUUAUUCCAUGGAACUUCCCACUUCUUAUGUUUGCAUGGAAGAUUGCUCCAGCUUUAGCUACUGGUAACACCGUUGUCUUGAAGUCUGCCGAAUCUACUCCUUUGUCCGCUUUGUACAUGGCUACUUUGAUCAAGGAAGCUGGUAUUCCUGCAGGUGUCGUUAACAUUGUCUCUGGUUUCGGUAAGAUUGCCGGUGAAGCCAUUGCCACCCAUCAAAGAAUCAAGAAGGUUGCCUUCACUGGUUCUACCGCUACUGGUCGUCAUAUCAUGAAGGCUGCUGCUGAAUCUAACUUGAAGAAGGUCACUUUGGAAUUAGGUGGUAAGUCUCCAAACAUCGUUUUCAAUGAUGCUGAUGUUUCUAAGGCUGUUCAAAGUUUGGUUCUUGGUAUCUUCUACAACACUGGUGAAGUUUGUUGUGCUGGUUCUAGAAUUUACGUUCAAGAAGAAGUUUACGAUGAAGUUCUUGCUGAAUUCAAGAAGGCUGCUGAAAACAUUAAGAUUGGUAACCCAUUCGAAAACGAUACUUUCAUGGGUGCUCAAGUUUCCGUUGCUCAAAUGGACAAGAUCUUGAAGUAUGUUGAAAUUGGUAAGAACCAAGGUGCUACUUUAGUUUCUGGUGGUGAAAGAUUUGGUGACAAGGGUUACUUUAUUAAGCCAACUAUUUUCGGUGAUGUUACUGAUGACAUGGCCAUUGUUAAGGAAGAAAUCUUUGGUCCAGUUGUUACCAUUUCUAAGUUUAAGACUGUUGAUGACGCUGUUACCAUUGCCAACAACUCUAACUACGGUUUAGCUGCUGGUGUCCACACUACUGACAUCAACAAGGCUAUUAGUGUUUCUAACAGAAUCAGAGCUGGUACUAUCUGGGUUAACACUUACAACGAUUUCCACCAAAAUGUUCCAUUCGGUGGAUACGGAGAAUCCGGAUUCGGAAGAGAAAUGGGUGCUGCUUCUUUGGACAACUACACCCAAGUUAAGGCUGUCAGAAUCGCUCUUACCAAGACCAACUAAAUGUAUAGGUCCUUUGGGAGAGUUAUAUGUAUGUACGACAUCAUGAGUAAAACAAA
Molecule: messenger RNA, 1660 nt
Organism: [Candida] anglica
Lineage: Eukaryota; Fungi; Ascomycota; Pichiomycetes; Serinales; Debaryomycetaceae
Source: the annotation of a GenBank genome assembly